AAAUCAUCAAGCAAUUUGGAUUCCAUCCAGAACAAACAAUCAAACAGCAGCAACUUUCUAAUAAAAAAUUUUUCUUUGAAUUUUAUAUUCAACAAACCAAACAAACAAAACAAAAAUGUUCAAAAUUUUAGUUGUCGCUGGUUUAUGUGCAUUGUCACAAGCCGUUCCAAAAUACGGUGGUAUUGCUGCUGGUUAUGGUGGCUAUGGUUUAGCCGGUGGUUAUGGUUUAGCCGGUGGUUAUGGUUUAGCCGCUGGUAAUGGUCUUGGUCUUGGUUUAGGAAGUGGUGCAUUGAUUGGUGGUGGUUUAGCUGGUCCAGCUUUAGUUGGUGGUGGUGCUUUGAUUGGUGGUGGUUUAGCCGGUCCAGCAUUGCUUGGUGGUGGUGCUUUGAUUGGUGGUGGUCUUGGUUUGGCUGCUGUUGGUGGUCCAAUUCAAGCUGCUGUACAAAGCCGUCAAUCCGUUCAAGUUUAUGAUGUUCCAUCAUCUGGUCCAGUUGCUCCAAUUAAUAUUGAUAUUGGUGCCAACACUGUUCCAGUUAACAUGAUGUUCCGAUCACGAUCAUCAGCUCUUAAUGUUCAACAAAUGCACGAAGGUCAAGCUGGUUCUUACCAAGAAACUGCUAGCCAAGAUGAACCACAUGUCUUGCGACACACCGUCAACAAACCAGUCAUCCAAGAAGUUCGUGAAGUCAUCUCACCAUUCCGACGAAUUACCCAAACUGUUCAACCAGUACAAGAAAGUAUUGAAACACUUGUUGCCCGAAAUGCUGGUGGUGCUCCAGCUGGUAAUGCUAUUGCUACCGUUGCCGCUCCAGUUGGUCGAGUUGGUUUAGUUGGUGGUCCAGUUGCUGCUGUUGCUGCUGGUCCAGCAUUGGCUGCCGGUCCAGUUGCAGUUGCUGCAGGUCCAGCUUUUGCUGCCGGUCCAGUUGCUGUUGGUGGUCCAGUUGCUGUUGGUGGUGCUGUUUUAGGUGGUGGUGCUGUUUUAGGUAACGGUCUUGUUGGUGGUGUUGGUCUUGGUCUUGGCCGUGCUGGUUAUGCCGGUUUCGGUUAUGGUGCCGGUUCAUAUGGUUUGGCCGGUUUAGGUGCUGGUAAAUUGUACAGCAAAUAUUAGAUUUUUUUUUUCAUAAAUAAUUGAAACAACAACAACAAAUAAUAAACACCAACAACAAAAUCAAAA
Messenger RNA from Dermatophagoides pteronyssinus (European house dust mite), 1174 nucleotides. RefSeq lists its product as uncharacterized. The record is from RefSeq and is a predicted model, not a curated record. NCBI's taxonomy places the organism in Eukaryota, Metazoa, Arthropoda, Arachnida, Sarcoptiformes, Pyroglyphidae.